AGUCACAAUUCCCUUUAAUUGACUUAAGAGCCUCUUUGAAGUUAAAAAAUAGUUCUUUGGUUGCCUGCACAUGAUUGAAGAUCUUGGGAAGAAGAUUUAGGUAUUAGUACCUACAGGUUUAGUUCACACCUGCAUAAGGUUAGUGUCUCUCGAGAAACACUGGCCGCCGCAGUAAUGUCCUUGUGGAUUAUUUAGGAUCUGUGGAUUCACAUGCAAUUUGUAAGUUUGAAGCAUCAGAUUUACUGGAAUAUGCAGUUAAUUUAACCAGCUGGAUGAAUUAAUUGCGGUGCUGACCUAUUAAAAGGACCUACAAGGCUCUAAAACAGCUGGAGAAAAGUGCCUCAUGUACAACCCAGGUCAGCUGAUGUCAUCCUUACCAAUGGGAUCUCAUAUCUACAGCCCCAUCUUCUCCAGUCGAUUUCCCAACUUUUUGUUGUCAUCUCACAUCUUUGGGCUUCCGAUAUUUCAGUCUCAUAACCUACCAGACGCUCAGAAAUCUGCUUUGCUCAUAUCUGCCCAGAGGACACUCCCAGCAUUCUGUGAAAUUUCAGAUGAGGGUCGCCCUUUGAAGCAACGCAGAGCCCGAGCCAAUUACAGCAGCUGGCAGCUCCAAGAACUUGAAAAGGCUUUUCAGGCAACUCACUAUCCUGAUGUCUUUACACGAGAGGCCUUGGCACUUAGGCUGGACUUAAUUGAGGCAAGAGUUCAGGUUUGGUUCCAAAAUCGCAGAGCAAAGAUGAGGAGGCAGAUGAAAAUAGACAGUCAUCUGCACAGAGAGCCUGAAGGCAAGCCGAGUGUAGACAUCCAGGGAAGCGACGGGAGGGAUCCUAAGGCCCCAAACACUUUGAAAGACAAGAAACAGGAACGUCCAGUGGAUGAGAAGCAAGAGGAGAAAGAGUCACGUCGGUCGUGCAGUAUCGCCUUGUUACGGGCAAAGGCACUUGUGCACCAAGAAGAAAUACAAAGCUCAAGACUUAAAAUGCAAAAGAAGCGUGAAGAGAACACGGAGGGGAUGUCAGCGACAAAAUUACCUGCAAAAAUGAAGCAUGUUGAACUAUCAUAACAAAUGAUCUGUGUAGAAUUCCUAAGCCUCCACACUAAAGGUAGCCACUUGUUUGGUGGUUCUUAUAGUGUAUGGCCAAUUCUAGGCCAGACAUAGGUUGGGUAGGCUUGUCGGGUAUAUCUGCCCCAUACAUUGGCAGAUAAAUUGCUCAAUCAGUGUAUGCCCAUGUAUGGCCAACUUUACUCUAUCAUACAAUAUGGGCUUCUAGCCCUACCUGUCCGUGACAUUUCUUAUGUUUUGAGCACACUUUAGGGAAUAUUUAUUAUAGUAUGUAAGUCAAUAUGACCAGUGAUGUUGCCCAUAGCAACCAAUCAGAU
This is a messenger RNA of Xenopus tropicalis (tropical clawed frog), 1380 nucleotides long. RefSeq names its product homeobox protein unc-4 homolog. The record is from RefSeq and is a predicted model, not a curated record. Gene Ontology annotation, cellular component: nucleus. Gene Ontology annotation, molecular function: DNA binding; DNA-binding transcription factor activity, RNA polymerase II-specific. Gene Ontology annotation, biological process: regulation of DNA-templated transcription. The coding region runs from base 344 to 1063 and encodes 239 amino acids. The transcript has 4 exons. NCBI's taxonomy places the organism in Eukaryota, Metazoa, Chordata, Amphibia, Anura, Pipidae.